This is a messenger RNA of Chiloscyllium plagiosum (whitespotted bambooshark), 8199 nucleotides long. It is a transcript of the gene tnrc6a, whose product is annotated as trinucleotide repeat containing adaptor 6A. Lineage: Eukaryota; Metazoa; Chordata; Chondrichthyes; Orectolobiformes; Hemiscylliidae. Gene Ontology annotation, molecular function: nucleic acid binding. Gene Ontology annotation, cellular component: nucleoplasm; P-body. The record is from RefSeq and is a predicted model, not a curated record. Gene Ontology annotation, biological process: positive regulation of nuclear-transcribed mRNA poly(A) tail shortening; miRNA-mediated post-transcriptional gene silencing.
AGAAGAAGAUGGCGGCUGUGGAAAGUGAGCGCUGUGUUUGGCGCCGCGGCCACUCGCACACUCAUUAUUAAAGCCUUAUUCGCAUGUUUAGCUUUCGAAUUUCUCACUGUUGCACUUUACAUUAAUGAGAGGAUUGGAGGCUAACGCUACCAAAGAAGCUCAAGAUAAACUAAACAGAUCCAUGUGGUAACUCAUCAGAAUCUUCUGAAAUGGCCUCGCAAACCAAUCAGUUCAAGGGUAAUGAGGGAAUGGACAACAAAGGCCGACCCUGUCAGCAAUGUCCACAUCCAGUGAACGAAUAAAAACAAACUUAAAAGGAUAUUCGUCAUUCAGGAAGAAUAGGAAGCAGGGGAUAGAGUGCAAGAAAAGGAAGAACAGUUGAUGGAAGAAAGGAAAAAAAGAAAAGACGACAAGAAGAAAAAGGAAGCCGCUUUGAAGAAGGCAAUUGAACAAAAAAAUAAAGUGCCAGAACCAACCAAGACCAGUCAAAGCCAGCCUCAGCCUGCCAACCCCAACAGCGGCACUUCCACAACUACCAGCAACAAUAGCAAUGCCAAGCGUGUCCCAGCCAACACUCAGCAGCAAGCCUUGUCUCGUUAUCCACCUCGUGAAGUACCGCCGCGCUUUAGACACCAGGAACAAAAGCAACUGCUGAAAAGAGGCCAGCAACUACCAUCAGCAGUUGGGACCACAACACCAGUACUCACCAAUUUGUCUGGAGGCAGUGCUGUAACUCUACACCCAGUAACCAACGGGCAGCUGCAAUACAGCAGCAAAACUCAGACAGGCAUGCCUCCCAUUCGGGAUUUGGUCAGCCACUCCCCUAACCAGUCAGAUUUAAACCACAGUGGUUUGGGAUCGCAUUAUGAAAACUCUCACUGGGGACCUGUCUCUACCAAUGGUGACUCUUCUACAAAUUGGGAUAAAGUUAUUGUAGACGGGUCUGACAAAGAAGCCUGGCCUUCAAUCACUGGCAGUGACCCAGAGUUGGCUUCAGAAUGUAUGGACGUUGACUCUGCUUCAAGCUCUGGGUCAGAGAAGAACCUCAAUAUCAUGGCUUCGGGGAGCACGGAUGAUGAUGGCAACAGAACAGGCAAUGGAAAUGGAUCUUCAAGUCAGUUUGUGGUUGGAAAUGUCGGCAAUAAUGUAGGAAAUGGAAGUAUUAAUGGGCCUUGGGGUGGAUCUCGAGGCCCUUUGUCAAGCACAUGUCAGGGUUCAUCAGAAAAUGUAGAUGGCAAACCAGAAAGUGACCAUGGUAAACUGAAUGCUUGGGGCAGCAUAGGUUCCACAUCAACUGCCAACCUAGGUGGCUGGCCUAUUUUAGAAAACGAUGGAAAUGCUGUGCAUGGACCUAUGCCUGGUAGCAAUUCUGGCAACAAUGUUCAACGUAGCACUGUAGGUCAAAUGCUAAAUAAUCAGAGUGUUAAUAUGGAAUUGUCGAUUCAUGGUUCUUGGGAAGGAAUGCAGGAUAAUGCAGGUGCAGAAGUUAAUGGUACAAGGAACAUUUCAUUCAGUGGACAACCUCAAAACCUUAACACUGAAAUGAAUGGACCAAAUAACACUACUAACCCUUUGACCUCUAGCUUACCAAACUCUACUAGUUCGAUGCAGACAAAUGAACUGCCUAAACUUACAGGGCCUGGGGGAUGGGGUGUACCCUUAGGAAUGAGCACAGUAAACCCAUCUCAGCUUCAGGCCACUUCAAUUACAAAUGGCACUUCCGUUUCUAAACCAGGCAAUGGAGGAAUUAGCGAAGGAAUGAACAGUGGGUCUAAUGGUACGACUUGGGGUACAUCUGGCACUAACUACCCUGGAGAAAAAUGUCCAGGCUCAAACAGCAAUUUGGGACAAACUUGUGGUGACACUGUGAAUGCAACUCUAGCACAAUCUGCUGUCAAUGGAUCUGGGAGUACUGCCUACAGAAGUAAUGGUGGAAGCAAUAGAGGUGGAGUUGCUUGGGAAUCUGGUGUGGUCAACACCCAUAAUAUUGCUUGGGGGGCAGGGAACAAUACAGGCUCCGGAGGGGCUAGAAGAGUCUGGGGAAACUCAGCACCAAAUGCAAACACUGGCACUAAUGUCUCAAAUGGGGAAUGGAGCAAACUGCCUAAUAAUCAGCAUUCCAAUAAUGGUCUAAACGGAAAUUGUAACAGGAAGGGAACAAAUGGAUGGAAGAAUCUAGAUGAUGCUCUUUGUGGUCAAAAUCAGAAUACUGUGUGUCAGCCAAAUGAACAGAACAAUGUGUGGGUUAGAACUCCAUCAACGUCUGGUACAGCAGACAGUGAAGGAAGCACAGAGAGCACAGGGAGUCGUCAUGAUAGAAUGAGUGUAGGAAGUGGUGAUGGCACUGGCAGACGUGGUGAAAAAAGGAAACCUGACCAACCUGGAAUGGUCCAAAGUAUUCUGAGUAGAACUGACUUGGAUCCACGUGUCCUUUCCAAUACAGGUUGGGGGCAGACUCCAAUCAAACAAAACACUGCCUGGGAUAUUGAACCUUCAGCAAAGAGUGAGAGAAAAACUGACAAUGGAACAGAAGCUUGGGGAGGUUGUGUUGCUCAAACUUCUAACUCAGGGGGGUGGGGGGAUGGGCCUGGCCCUGUCAGUAAUGAUACCUCAUCAGUAUCUGGAUGGGGCGAUCCAAAGCCUGCUACAGUCUCUUGCAACACAGGAUGGGGAGACACCAAAGGCUCAAGCAGCCAAGGGGGUUGGGAGGAUAAUUCUGCUGCUACAGGGUUGGUUAAGAGUAAUCAAACAUGGGGAGGAAAUAAAGAAGAGAAGUCAGCUACAUGGAAUGAUGCGCAAAAGGUCAAGCAAGGAUGGGUUGAUGGGCAGAAAUCAAACCAAGGUUGGGGAAUUUCUGGAGCUGACGGAUGGGGAGAAAAUUCAAGGAACGGCCAGUGGGGGGAUUCCCAGAAGAGUAGUUCAGCCACUUGGGACAAUGAUGGUGAGAGAUCUGGGUGGAAUGAAUCUGGAAGAUCAAGCACAGGCCGAAGCACUUGGGCAAGUAGCAACAAUUCAAACCCCAACAGUACUUCAGGCUGGGGUGAUCCGGCCAAGGCUGCUCAGUCCCCGGGGUGGGGCGAACCAGCUAAAGCUGCUCAGCCCCAGGGCUGGGGAGAGCCAGCCAAGGCUGCUCAGCCCCAGGGCUGGGGGGAGCCCACCAAACCGAAUAGCUCUGCAGACUGGACUAAGCCGCAGGACAGUAAUGGCUCUUGGGGAGCUGCACCUCCUCCUAAUAAAUCCUCUGGCUCUGGCUGGCUCAAUGGCCCAAUGCCAGCCUCAUCAAAAGAGGAAGAACCUACAGGCUGGGAGGAACCUUCACCAGAGUCUAUUCGCCGCAAAAUGGAAAUCGAUGAUGGCACUGCUGCCUGGGGAGACCCGAGCAAGUAUAACUAUAAGGGUGUGAAUAUGUGGAACAAAAACACACACAGCAGUGGCAACAACUCUGAGCAGCCGGCACAGGUCCAGCCCCCGCCAGCACCGCAGCAGACUCCGCCACAACAGUUGCCACAGCAAAUGCCACCACCAAGUGCCAUGCAAAACAAAGAGAACGGUGGCUCUGGUUGGGGAGACCCUUGCAACGUUCAGACAAACACUGAAUCCACUUGGGGAGAGCCACCAGCUCUAACUGCAACAGUGGACAAUGGAACUGCAGCCUGGGGUCAACCCAUGGAUACAGGAACCAGCUGGAGAGAGCCGGUUAAUGACAAUGCUGGUACCUCUGGAUGGGGUAACACCCCAGCUGCCCCACCACCUCCAAAUCGACCUGUGCCCAAACCUAUGCAAGAUGGCUGGGGUGAUGAGGAAGCAUCGGUGCCAGGAACCCGUCACUCCAGCUGGGAGGAAGAAGAGGGAGAGUCUGUGAUGUGGAACAGCAACAUCUCACAGGAUAGCACCUCCUCUUCAAACUGGACAUCAAAAAAGAUGGCUCAAAAGGGCAUGAUAAAAGGGGGAAACAAACAAGAUGAUAUGUGGAUGAAUCAAUUAAUGAAGCAAUUCUCUAACAUUGGAUUUCCUAGGGAGUCUGCUGAAGAAACCAAGAGCAAUAAGAUGGACAUACCUAUUGGUGUGUUGAGAGAUAAAAGAAUGGAAAUGGACAAGCAUGGCAUGAACAUUGGAGAAUAUAAUGGCAUUAUAGGCAAAGGACAUGCUUCUCGUCCUCUGAUUUCCAAAGAGUCUUCCAUGGAACGCAAUCCUUACUAUGAUAAGCUGUCUUUGUCUCUGUCCAAUCAAGAUGGCAUUAUAGCAGAAGAGCCCCAAAACCUAUCGUACAUGUCCGCACCAAGUGUGAAGCUUCCCCCUUCAAACAGUGCACUACCUAAUCAGGCCUUUGGCUCAAUGGGGCUGGGCAUUCAAAACUUGAAUUCUGUUAGACAGAAUGGCAAUCCUAAUAUAUUUGGCGGCAGCAAUGCAGCAGCACAAGCCAGGGGCAUGCAACAGCCUCCAGCACAACCUCUUAACUCAUCUCAGCCUAAUCUCCGCGCUCAAGUGCCUCCUCCAUUAUUAUCCCCUCAGGUUCCAGCAUCAUUACUGAAGUAUGCAACAGCUAAUGGGAGCCUAAACACUGCACUAUUAAAUUUUGGCCCCCAGCAGGUAGCCAUGCUGAACCAGCUCUCCCAGUUGAACCAACUGUCUCAACUUUCACAGAUCUCCCAGCUACAGCGACUGCUGCUUCAGCAACAGAAGGCACAGAAUCAGAGGAAUGUGCCAGGACCCAUGCGUCAGUCUCAAGAACAGGCUGCUCGUGUGCUCAACAUGCAACAGAUGCUGCAACACCCCCGUCAACUGGAAACAAGCCUUCUGAAGCAGCAGCCUCCACCACCGCAUCAGCCCUCCAUGAAGCCUUUCCCGGAGAACCUCAUGCCCCCCACCCCACAUGAGCUGCAAACGAAAGAGCCGCCUUCGCUCAACACAUACAGCAGCUACCCUUUAGGUGGGUUUCCACAACCCAGUCCAGGUCAAUCUGAUCCCACAGUAUCGCAAGCUGCUCACCUUUCCCCGAUGCCCUCUCAAUAUCCUAUGCCCAAAAUGUUUCUUCCUGACAACAGCCCUAACCACAACCUCCUCAGCCCUCCACUGUGUAAUGCAAGCAACCACAUACCAGGCUCACCCAUCCAUCAACAUGCAGGAAGGAAGCCUGCCACUCAAGAAAGGUCUUUGUCAAGAGGCUUGAAUCCAAACUUGAAUGUACCCCUGGAUUUCGGCAGUAUUGUUAACCUGAAAGAGCCACAAUCCCAACAAUCCCGACUGAAGCAAUGGACUGCUUCAGAGAACCUUCCUGUUAAUUCCUCUCUAGAUCAAAACUCCAGCAAACAUGGUGCUACUUCAAGUGGUCUUAGUAUUUGUUCUGGCAAGUUGCUUGAAGAAUCUCCUUUUGGUCACUUUGACAUUUCCAUGAACUCUCUGGCCAGUCCUCCUGGAUCUAUUGGAGAUGGCUGGCCAAGUGCCAAAUCACCCAGUGAUAAGCUCUCUAGCAAUGUUAACUGGCCACCAGAGUUUCGUCCUGGUGAGCCUUGGAAAGGUUAUCAAAACAUUGACCCUGAAACUGACCCUUACGUCACUCCUGGCAGUGUGAUGACAAGUCUAUCGAUCUCUACUGCCCGGGAUCUUGACCUCCUCAGGGACAGGAAUAAUGGGUCGUCCUCAUCUAUGAACACCACGCUGCCUUCAACUAGUGCCUGGUCCCUUGUUGGUGCCUCCAGCUACAAUAGUUCCCUCAGCAGUACAGCACAAAGCACUCCAGCCAGAAUCGGUGACCCCAAAUCCACUUGGUCUCCUGGUCCAGUUACCAAUGCUUCCCUUGCUCAUGAGCUGUGGAAAGUCCCCCUGCCCCCCAAAAACACUACUGCUCCAUCCCGUCCACCACCAGGGUUGACUAAUCAGAAGCCUUCGUCCUCGUGGGGAAAUAGCUCGCUGCGUGUGGGCGGAGGAUGGGGGACUUCAGAGUCCAGAUACAAUCCUGGUCCAAGCUGGGGUGACAUCAGCUCAGGGAGAAUAACCAAUUGGCUUGUUCUCAAGAACCUCACGCCUCAGAUUGACGGCUCUACUUUGCGUACACUGUGCAUGCAGCACGGCCCACUAAUAACAUUCCACCUUAACCUGCCCCAUGGAAACGCUUUGGUCUGUUACAGUUCGAAGGAAGAGGCAGCCAAGGCACAGAAAUCUCUACACAUGUGUGUUUUAGGGAACACUACCAUUCUUGCUGAGUUUGCCAGUGAAGACGAGAUUAAUCGCUUCUUUGCACAAGGCCAGUCGCUGACCCCCUCUCUGGGCUGGCAAUCUCUGGGAUCCAGCCAGAACCGUAUCGCAUCCAUUGAAAGUUCCCACCCAUUCUCAAAUCGCAAUGAUCUCAAUCACUGGAAUGGUGCUGGGUUGUCUGGAACAGGUAGUGGAGACCUCCAUGGCACUUCACUCUGGGGUACCCCCAAUUAUUCCACAAGCCUGUGGGGAACCCCAAGCAGCAAUGACACGCGGGGAAUCGGCAGCCCCUCCCCCAUCAAUGCUUUCCUCCCUGUUGACCACCUUGGAAGUGGAGAGUCCAUCUGAACUUUACUCAUGACUCAAACUGUGACCUCUACAUGAAAAGCAGCACUAAUCGGACUUUUCACCUACAACGUGAGAGAAAUGGGGAAAAAGGGGUCACCUGUGGAAAUGUUCCGUUCUGCACCUUUAUUUCCACUUUCUUUUAGCCCAGAACAUAUCAGUUUUAAUACUUGAAUCAUGCAGGCCAAUAGUUAAAAAAAAAUGUGAAAAGUAUAUAUUUAUACUUCCAGAUAGUGCUAUCCAUUUAAAAGAAAAGAAACUGCUUCAAAUGAGCUAGUUUGUGUGCACUCAUCAUGUUUGUUCCUUAAAUUCCAAAACUUUGAGUUGGCUGAUGGGAGCGUGAGCUGUUAAUCUGCACUGAGUACUGUCUCCCUGUCCAAUUGGCAAUAGGGCGGGGUGGGGGGGGAGAGGGUAGUUCAAGUGUAAAUGUUUACUCAAGGAUGUUCUUUUAGCAAGGAAAAAAACGGACAAAGUGUGCUCUUUAAUAUGCCUUGACAUGUACUUAAUGUGGUAUUGUAGAGCAAGGUCAAGUUAUCAUACUGACUUUGCAGUUUCAAAAAGUAUUGCACCAACUUGUUUCUUUUGAAAACGUUUUAAUAUGAUAAAAUGAAAACCUAAAGAAUUUAAUCUCUACAGUGUGACACUGUGGGCAGCAGCUGUGACUUGCAACCCCACCCUGCAAGCCAGGAGGGUACAGCACUUUCAAUAGAGCUUUCAUUUUUUUUUUGGAGGUGCCCUGGUCGUGCCCUCUUGUUUACAGACUUUCGAGGGGAAAUGUUUACUCUUCCAUCAUUCAUAAAAAUAAAAAAAAAAAUUAAAAAAAAAUUAAAAAUUAAAAAAAAUUGCGGAUGAAGAUGUUCUAUCUCUGGGAAUAUUGAACAGUGUUUUGACCAUGUUCUUUUUUUUUCUAUUCCUCUAUAUCCUGAAACGAGAGAGAGCAUGGUUCUCAGGAAAUAGUUCCCCCCCUCCCCGCCUCUGACACAGUAGAAACUCCUGGUAGAUUUGUGUAGGAAAUCCCCAACUUUAGCACUGAAUUAAACUGCUCUGUAAAAGUUACUUUUUUUUUGCCAAGUUAAACUGCUUCAAGCUGGAGUUUCCAGUCAUUGCUUUGAAAUUGCUGUCUUUUUAUAGUGAGUGAACGUGAUAUGUCGUAGUAUAUAUAUUUUAUUUUUUCCCUCCUUUAUAUUCCCAUUAUUGAGUGGCUAAAUGUAUUUUGCUAUUGUGACUGUCCAAUGACUGUUGUACUUAAAAAGAGAAACUGGCUGAGAUCUGUAACUAUGCAUACUGUAACCAGCUCUGGUGGUUUACAGAAUCAUACCGUUCAUCUGUAAGAGGGCGUUUUUAAUGUAAAAAUUUGCAUAUAAGAGUCCUACAGAAAACAAAUUACUUUACACUUUUUUUGUUUUGUUUUUUGCCACUAAAUGUAUUCAUUUGUGCUUGUACAGAGAGCAGAGAAACCAGGACACAAUUUUAACACUGCAGACAAUGCCACCAUUUCAUUGCCUUCAUUAUAACUGUCUGUUGAAAGAUGCAAACAAGUCAGUGGCUUUUUAACUGUUUACAAAUAGAAUGUGAUUGUAAAAUGUAUAAUUUGGUUGUGUUGAAUUAUGAAGUUACUUCAAAUAUUAAUAAAUCAUGACUUUUUUUGGCUGCUCAGCA